Tyto alba (common barn owl) is the source of this 3856-nucleotide messenger RNA. It is a transcript of the gene SMAD5, whose product is annotated as SMAD family member 5. The transcript is spliced from 7 exons. Gene Ontology annotation, biological process: anatomical structure morphogenesis; BMP signaling pathway; transforming growth factor beta receptor signaling pathway. Lineage: Eukaryota; Metazoa; Chordata; Aves; Strigiformes; Tytonidae. Gene Ontology annotation, molecular function: RNA polymerase II cis-regulatory region sequence-specific DNA binding; DNA-binding transcription factor activity, RNA polymerase II-specific; I-SMAD binding. Gene Ontology annotation, cellular component: heteromeric SMAD protein complex. The coding region runs from base 534 to 1931 and encodes 465 amino acids. The record is from RefSeq and is a predicted model, not a curated record.
AGGAUGAAGGAAGGAAACAAAAAUAGACUUGACACACAAGUAUUGCAGAAAGUUUCUAAAGUGGGAAUUUGAAUUCUCUGCAGCCAGCUCUGGGUGUGCUGCUGGGUGUGUUACCCGAUCCGGUCCCCGCUCCCCGGCAAGCUGGGGACCCUCACGCAGGGCUCCUCCCCAGCCGCCCCGCCGCCAGCAUGACAGACACGGAGGGAGAAACAGAAAUCGCUUGGAAGGGAGCUAGUGAAAAAAUAAAGGGUCAGAAAAUGGAGCUGCAGUAAGUUGCUGGAAGAACUAAGUUGGAGGAAUCAAUCGUUUUUUCUGAUGUGAAGACUUCAUGACUGACAUCUAUAUGUUCGUUUGUCAGCCUCCAAGAAAUAAUAGAUCUCAUCAGUGGCAAUAACUGCUUUUGGUAUAUACUGACAUUUAUUUGAAAGGAGAGGAAAAAAAAAAACAAACCACACACAUACACACACAAAAACACAAACAAAAAGAAAACCAACAGACAAAACCCAGCAAACCUUUUUGAAGACUUGUGUCAAAUGACGUCAAUGGCCAGUUUGUUCUCCUUUACUAGCCCAGCUGUAAAGCGUCUGUUGGGCUGGAAACAAGGAGAUGAAGAGGAAAAAUGGGCAGAAAAAGCUGUUGAUGCUUUGGUAAAAAAGCUGAAAAAGAAAAAGGGUGCUAUGGAAGAGCUGGAGAAAGCCUUGAGCAGUCCAGGACAGCCCAGCAAGUGUGUUACUAUCCCUCGCUCUUUAGAUGGACGACUUCAAGUUUCUCACAGAAAAGGCCUUCCCCAUGUAAUUUACUGUCGGGUUUGGCGCUGGCCUGAUCUGCAAAGCCAUCACGAGCUGAAGCCAUUGGAUAUUUGUGAAUUUCCUUUUGGAUCUAAACAGAAGGAAGUCUGCAUCAAUCCAUACCACUAUAAGAGGGUGGAGAGCCCAGUUCUACCUCCAGUAUUAGUGCCUAGACAUAGUGAAUUCAAUCCACAGCACAGCCUACUAGUUCAGUUCAGGAACCUAAGCCACAAUGAACCACAUAUGCCACACAACGCGACAUUUCCAGAUUCUUUCCAGCAACCCAACAGCACUCCAUUUUCCAUUUCACCGAACAGUCCCUACCCACCUUCUCCAGCCAGCAGCACUUACCCAAGCUCCCCAGCUAGCUCUGGACCAUCGAGUCCGUUUCAGCUACCGGCUGAUACUCCACCUCCUGCAUAUAUGCCCCCUGAUGAUCAAAUGGGGCAGGAUAAUUCUCAGUCUAUGGACACAAGCAAUACAAUGAUCCCUCAAAUCAUGCCAAAUCUAUCUACCAGAGAUGUUCAGCCUGUUGCCUAUGAAGAACCCAAACACUGGUGUUCGAUUGUGUAUUAUGAAUUAAAUAAUCGUGUUGGGGAGGCUUUUCAUGCAUCUUCUACAAGUGUCUUAGUAGAUGGGUUUACAGAUCCCUCCAAUAAUAAAAACCGGUUCUGCUUAGGUUUGCUCUCAAAUGUUAAUCGCAACUCGACAAUUGAGAACACUAGACGACAUAUUGGAAAAGGAGUUCAUCUCUACUAUGUUGGUGGGGAAGUCUAUGCUGAGUGUUUAAGUGAUAGCAGCAUAUUUGUACAGAGCAGGAACUGCAACUACCACCAUGGCUUUCAUCCAACGACUGUAUGCAAGAUUCCUAGUGGAUGCAGUCUGAAAAUUUUUAACAAUCAGGAGUUCGCUCAGCUUCUAGCUCAGUCUGUCAACCACGGAUUUGAAGCAGUAUAUGAGCUCACCAAAAUGUGCACCAUUCGAAUGAGUUUUGUAAAGGGCUGGGGAGCAGAAUAUCACCGACAAGAUGUCACAAGCACCCCAUGCUGGAUAGAAAUUCAUCUUCAUGGGCCCCUCCAGUGGCUGGAUAAAGUACUUACACAAAUGGGUUCUCCUCUUAAUCCCAUCUCAUCUGUUUCAUAGUGCUGAAAUUCUACCUUCAGCCUUGUUUUUAGCGAACUUAUUCUAAUUGUAGAGAAACUUCCAGUGUGGAUACUGUGAGCUAUAUGGAGAAUGGAUCUUACGGUUUAACUUUUUUUUUAAAUCCCUUUGUGACCAAUUCCAUUGUGUAUAGCUAAUCAGUUUUACAUUUCAAUUUGUUCUUGUGAUGCUUAAGUGACAGUUGAACCCUAAUGGAAAAAAAGUCUAUUGAAAAAUUCAGAACACUUUUCCCCUCCUUUCCCUAGAACUUAAACAGGCAUAUGUCUUAACUGGAAAUUUUUUUUUUUUUUUUUUUUUUUUUUUUGUCCUGUAGGGACAAGAAUUAUGAAGACUGACUUCAGAAAAUAAAUACAUAUCAUAGUUUGGGAUUUUUUUUUACUUUUAUGAAACUGUUUGAACAUAUGCAGCUCCAGCUUACAAGCUGUAUUUUCAGCAUAGUUGUUUAACAUCUUAAGGUUGACACCUGUCAUAAGCAAAAUUAGAGUUUAUUAUGGCUAAUUUGCCUCAGAUUCAGCAAUGUGAUUUUUUUUUUUUUUAAGUGUACACAUGAAAUAUACUUUUUACAAAUAUUGGAGUGGUGUAAAAACACUUGUAUUGUCUAUUGGAAAAUGCUGUCAUAAACACACUGUAUAUUAAUGCAGAAUAGCAGUUCUUAGCCUUUUCCCACUUCAGUUUUGUAAUAUCUUUUUUUAACCGUUGUUUUAAAUAGUAAUUGAUACAAGGUAAACAUCUUGCACGUUUCUGGAGUAGUAAUUCUUGUUUUGCUUCAAUUUACACUCAUGCCGUUUGGAUUUGGUUGCCAAGGCUAUUUCUUUUUAGGUACCCUUCUCUAUUUUAACAUAAACACUACUAUUUGUAAAUGGCAGUGCUUACUACUUUUUGGAAGGAAUAAGUUUUUUGUUUUCUUUUUGGUGUUCUAGCUGUUUAUUUUAUCUGUCUGGAAUUGAUCUGUGUUAGGCCUUUUUAAUCUCUCGGUAGACAUUACGCAGUAUUAGUGACUACACUGUAUUUAAUUCACUUUCAGUAUGAGUUUGAGUCUCUUUGAAGACUGUGAGUGGCUUAGCAAAUAAGUAACUGAAUGCAGAAGCUUUUACUUCCAGAUCAUGUAAUUUAAUACAGACCUGUUGGUAAUGACCAAAAGUAAUCACUUCUUUGUAGUCUACAUGAAACAGUGGUCUUGAUCCUGUCCCUGAUGGCAGGUGUUCAAUCAGAAGACUUGUAACUGUAGUUGGCAGCUUUAUGGGAUUGAAGGACUGAAGUAAUAUGACAAUGAAAUUUCUCUCUCACAUGUAAGGAAUCCUCUUGCCUGUGCUGUUGUAUUACUCAGAGAAUUUAAACACUGUACUAAACACUAAAAGAAAUCAGUUAAAUAACGUAUGCAUAUUUUUCCCCUUUAAAUAAUAAAGAGGCUGAAAGAAAUAGCUAAGAGAAUUAUAAGUGAAUUAUAUACAAAAUUUCUUUGCAUGCAGAAAAAGACCUAUUGUAUUUUUUAACAUCUCACCCUCCUUUUUCUCUUUUCCGAACACCUCUUCAGAAAAGGGUUCAGUGUUUGGGGGAGAGGCUGUAAACUCUAAAAUACAAAUACUAUUAAAAGAUGUGUUGCAGUUAAUUACUGCAAUCCUGAGACAUUGAUUGCUUACACAAGUUCUUGUGUCUUCUAUUGAAUGACAGUUUCUGCUCAGAUGUGGAAGUCAUGUAUCGUAUGGUACCUAAGUAACAAAUGAUCUUAAAGGAAUAAAAUUGUUUACAUGUCAUUAAAAUGUUUCUUAUGAAAUGCCUUAAAGGAAUAAACUGUAAUACUUCUGCAGAACCCUAAUGUUCUCUUGUACAGGAAUUUCUAUAUUACUUGGUGUUUUGGUUUUUGUGUUUGUUUUUUUUUUUUUUUUUUUUUAAAAAAAACAGUUUCU